Messenger RNA from Rana temporaria (common frog), 2255 nucleotides. Its product is annotated as lysophosphatidic acid receptor 4-like. The record is from RefSeq and is a predicted model, not a curated record. Gene Ontology annotation, biological process: G protein-coupled receptor signaling pathway; behavioral response to pain. Bases 149 to 1117 code for a protein of 322 amino acids. Lineage: Eukaryota; Metazoa; Chordata; Amphibia; Anura; Ranidae. Gene Ontology annotation, molecular function: G protein-coupled receptor activity. The transcript is spliced from 2 exons. Gene Ontology annotation, cellular component: membrane.
UCCACAGGAAGUUCUGUAACACUAAGCAGUCUACACUCGGCGUCUUGGUCCGCGGGCUGGCAUAUACGCCACAUGUGCUGGGUCUGAGGAAAAAGGACAAGCACCUCCUUUCAAAAUAUAAGAAACGUUGAGCACUUCUGGGACACAAAUGGCUAACAACAGCAAUUGCACUGAGGUCAGCUCAGCUGUAUACCUGAGUGGGUACACAAUAAUUGGCGUACUGGGUCUAAUCUUCAACUUGCUUGCCAUCUAUUUCUUGUGCCAUCUACCACAACAACGAUCACCCACCACUAUCUACAUGAAGAAUCUGGCCUUUGCGGACCUCCUAUUGGUGAUCACUCUGCCUCUACGCAUCUAUGGUUACACCCUUUCAGAUAGCGCACCAAAUCUAAACCUUUUGUCAUGUAGAAUUGCCGGUUCGUUUCUUCUCCUUAACAUGUAUGGCAGUAUCUUCUUAUUGACCUGUAUUAGCUUGGAUAGGUGUUUGGCCGUUUGUUAUCCCCUUCGAUCCCGACGUUUUCGCCAAAGUGCAUGUUGGAUUUGUGCCGGUGUGUGGCUAUUUAAUGUGGUUGCCUGCUUUGGGUUUCAAUUGCCAUUUGGUAACACCAGCAACAGCACUGCAGCCCUCAUGGGAAACUUGGGAAACUGUCUUCAUGGGAAACCGCCAUUUGUUACUAAGAAAAUCCCCACCAUAGGAUCUCUUACAACUGGUUUCUUCAUUCCUGCUGUAGUCAUUACAUUUAGCUCGGUGGCCUUGUUGAAAUCGAUGACACAUAGUCAGGUGGUUCGAGAAGGAAUGAUUAACAAGGUGAAAGUUGUUCGUAUGUUGACUGCCAACAUAUUAAUCUUCCUGCUAUGCUUCCUCCCCUAUAACAUUGUUCUGCUCCUCUAUCAGGUUAAAAAUGAAUCCUGCUAUCUGGACAAAGCCUAUGGUAUCACUCUACUGGUAGCCUGCACCAAUACAGUUCUAGACCCCUUCUUAUAUUACUUUACAUCCGAGACUAUGAAAAACAUUGUAAAAGAAGAAAUCAAGGUGGGGAAAGCCAGAUUCAUUGAGUUGUCUGAAGUAUCCUUUGAGAAACAUAAACCAAUGGUCACAACUGUACUCAAAACAUGAUAAUUUUUCCUUCAACAGAUCAGUCAGUGACAAGCCAUGUGUAGGAAACUCAACUACGGUUAAAUGGAAAAAGAUAAACCUCAUCUUAAUUUUGAUCCACCACUGCAUUGGCUUGUCUUCUAACUGGCUAUGCUUCACCACCUCAAAAUCGAAAGUGGAAAAGUAGGCCUGCUGGAAAAGUGAUUGCAAAAUAUUUUUAUUUGAGAAAGGAACAUACAUUUUUAGAAAUUGGAUGGAUGGAUAUCUGAAGUAGCAUUAAACUUUAAAGCUAACCUGUUCUAAGGGACAAAUGUGGUGCCAGCAUUACUAGCCUGUUCUAAGGGACAAAUGUUGGGCUAGCAUUACUAUCCUUCUUGUGAAAUUGUCAGUUACUUGGCUGUUUUGUUGAUCUUCUGGUUUCAAUAUUUUUUAAUGGCCCAGAACAAGUACACCAUAUGCCUGAAUGUUUGUGGACAUCUGACAAUCACAUCUAUGUUUGCUUGUUUCCAUCCCAUUCUUCUCGGGAGGCUUUUCUCAAGACUUUGGAGGGUGCCCAUGAGAAUCUUUGCCUAUCCACCUAAAAUAACAUUUGUGAGGUCAGCUACUAAUGGUGGACAAGAAGAUCUAGCUCACUUUCAGUCUUCCAUUUUACACAAAAGGUCUUCAGUAGGGUUUAGGUAAGCGCUGUACGAAGGCCGCUUGAGUUCUUUUACAGCAAACACGUCAAGACAUGUCUUUAUGGAGCUGGCUUUGUGAAGAGGGCACAUUAAUGCUGGAAAAGGAACAGGCCUUCCCCAAAUUGUUACCACAAGGUUGGAAGAGCCCAUUUGUUUGACUUGUCAUUGCAUGCUGAUGUAUUAACCCUUUUCUGGAAUCACCAGAACUCAAAUCUUUGGAAGGGUGUCCACAUUCUUUGACCAUAUAAUAAGUAUGAAGGUCAAGAGUCCAUAAAAAUUGGGCCAAAUGGUGUAUUGAGACCCUGAAAGACAGAGAAAAGUCAUGUAUCCAUAUUUGUAGCAAUGGUAGCCGCAGUGUUUCUCUCAUGACAGAUUUCCUUGAAUGUUUUGGGUACAUACCAUGUUUCCCCGAUAAGACCUAGCGUUAUUUUCCAGGAGAGCUGCAAUAUAAGCCCUACCCCGAAAAUAAGUCCUAGUUUAAA